AUGGCGAUGCAGUUCAAGUUUUCUAUUCAACCGAUCAUUAAUAUUCUCUAUAUCUUCCAUGGAAUUAUUCUCCCACCAUGUUUCUGUUGCACCGGUGAGUAUAAAUCCCUUUUUAAAUUUCUUGUAUUUAAUCUUUUUGGUGUCGUUUCCUCAAAACCAUUACACAAACUAUAUAUGCUACCUGCUUAUCAGAGCAAAUAAUCUUUAAGCAGACAAUCUUUAUCUAACGAUUAUGUCUACUGUUAUAGAAUAGGCGAUACAAAAAAAGCCAAAUUUCAAAAAGACCCCAUCACAUGCGCAUCAAUGGUUCAAAAUGAUGAAUUUAAACAAACGAUUCACAGAUAUCGUGGUGUGGUAAUGAACGCUGUGAAAAUACUCUUGAUAUUUUCCUUAAUAUUUUCUUUCCGCGCGUUAAUUCACGAUCAAAGAUUGAUUUUUGUUAAGUUUAAUUUUCAAGAGAUGACAGUCACCUUUAGGGAAAAUUCGUCAGGAUUCUCGUGCAGUAAAGUUUUGAAAGAAAGUGGUCUAAUGUGCCUUUUUCAUGAGUGAAAAUAAAAGAGUACCUCGAGUGAGUGGAAACUAAACGAUAUAUUUGUUUUGCCUACCACAGACGACGACUAUCGAAACAUCAUAUUCAAGGACCCAAUACCAAACAUGAUCAUGAAAAAUCACGCCAUCAUAAGUGUAGAGGUGCCCAACGAAGGAAGUUGCAGAGUAAUGUGUUAUUUGGAGCCUAAUUGUGUGUCCAUCAAUAUUGGACCUGUUGCAGGAGGAAACCAAAAAUGCGAGUUGAAUAACGCCACAGAGGAAAACCAUGCUCCAUUUCUUCUCGUGAAAAAUCCGGGUUACACAUAUCUUGCAAUCGAGGUGCCAGAAGAGAUUGUUUCGUUUUCGUAGGCUAAAGACAUAACAUAAGGAAGAUCUGCACUAUAGCUUACUUUCUUUUGUCAACAGAAUUUAUGCAGCAGCAGCCCAUGCUUAAACAAUGGCACCUGUCAAGCUGGAUUCACCAAUAAAGGAUUUCGUUGUGUCUGUCAGGAAAAAUUCACUGGAGAAACCUGCCAAGUUGAAGGUAAAAUGGCUGGAUUCUGUAGACCAGUCUCUCGUGUAGUACGCGAGGAGUUACUCACUAAAGUUUCAAAAUUGACUUCAAGAAAAAAAUAUUAACCACUGAAUGAAAGCUAAAAAGGAAAAGCCACCUACGGUCACUUUAAAUGAAUAUAGCUGGUAGAUAUUAAGGAAGAAUAAAUGGUAUUUGUUAAUGUUCAGAAUCAAGUUUUAUCAGCCAGAUCAAUAGUCAGGAAAGCAAACAAAAAGCACUCAAUAUCCAAACAAUUUAAAGUAGGAGUGUUGUUUUGUUUUUUGUUUUUUGUUUUAACUGAUUUUCAGUCAAAAGAAACUGCGCAGAAAUCUAAAAAUCCGCGGGUAAACCAGCUGACGGUGUCUACCCUAUUGAACCUGAUAAUUUGCCUGCCUUUGAUGUAUUCUGUGACCAAACAACGGAGGGUGGAGGAUGGACUGUGUUCCAGAAGAGACUGGACGGCUCGGUUGAUUUCUACCGCUACUGGAACGACUACAAACGUGGCUUUGGUGACCUGUGUGGUGAGUUUUGGCUCGGACUGGACAAAAUUCACCGCUUGACCUCAGAUGAUAAUAACACGCUGCGUGUGGAUUUGGAAGACUUUGAAGGAAACACAGCUUAUGCUGAGUAUAACUUGUUUGGUGUUAUGAGUGAGAAAGACAAGUACAAGCUGAUCCUUGGUUCUUAUUCAGGUAGAACUGUCAUUUUGUCUGCUCUAUUCUAGUCAUUCUAAGAAGUUAGGGGUCAGGGGAGGAGGAGGAGAGAGCUAAGUAAUGUAAGUAUGCUUAAACUCUUUUACAUCAAUAGCUUUGGAAGACAAAGAAGUAACCUCAGCUCAUCGCCAUGCAAUCCUGGACAGUGCAUACCGGACAUUGAUUAGUCCAAAUCUAUUCGUCGGUGGAUCUUUCGAAGUUAACCUGACCAACUAAUCCAAAUCUGCGGAGUUCUCGGCGAACAUAUUAAUUGUAAUUAUUAUAUUGAGUAUUUUAAUCCUUACAAUCAUCGACAAGAAUCAUAGAUAUUACUAAGAAUGCUUUUAAUCCAUAUUAUCAUUGUUAAAUUAUACUUAUCUUAUAUUUUAAGAUUUCUUUUGAAUUACGAACGGCUCAUUGUUGGUCAAACGUAAUACUCAUAGUGCGGCUCAUUUUGUCAGGAAAUUCUGGUGACUCUCUUACCAAGCAUCGCGAUAUGCCAUUCACCACUAGAGAUCAAGAUAAUGACAUUCGGAAGGAUCACAACUGCGCCGUUAAGUUCAAAGGAGCCUGGUGGUACCGUUCGUGUCACCGCUCAAAUCUCAAUGGCUUGUAUCUUCGUGGCAGUCACUCCUCUUCUGCUGAUGGAGUGAGCUGGAAAGACUGGAAGGGUUAUCAUUACUCUCUCAAGAGAACCGAGAUGAAAAUAAGACCAGAGGAUUUCUGA
Molecule: messenger RNA, 2500 nt
Organism: Pocillopora meandrina
Lineage: Eukaryota; Metazoa; Cnidaria; Anthozoa; Scleractinia; Pocilloporidae
Source: the annotation of a GenBank genome assembly